Helianthus annuus (common sunflower) is the source of this 459-nucleotide messenger RNA. RefSeq lists its product as uncharacterized. The transcript is spliced from 2 exons. The record is from RefSeq and is a predicted model, not a curated record. Bases 1 to 459 code for a protein of 152 amino acids. Lineage: Eukaryota; Viridiplantae; Streptophyta; Magnoliopsida; Asterales; Asteraceae.
AUGUACUUACUCGUGUAUGUUGAUGAUCUUAUUCUCACCGGAAAUCAAUCUACCUUACUUACCUCUUUCGUUCAAAGCCUUAACUCUGAAUUUGGGAUCAAGGACUUGGGGAAUCUCAAUUACUUUCUAGGUUUAGAAGUAACUCAUACGGAUUCUGGGAUUGUUAUAAAUCAGACCAAGUAUGCUAUUGAUAUUUUAACUCGUGCAAAGAUGUUGGAUGCCAAACCGGCUCCAACACCUUUAAGCACAAAUGUUUCUUUUGUCUCUGCAGUAUUUGACCAUUACAAGACCAGACCUUUCCUAUGCGGUGAAUCAAGUCAGUUCUUGCAAGCUCCUACCAUUGACCACUUUCAGGAAGUCAAGCGUAUUCUACGCUAUCUUAAAGGAACGGUUUCUUAUGGUCUUCAUUAUAAUCGGGUUCAGUCUCCAUCGAUCAUUGGAUACUCUGACGCUGACUAG